GUUCAUCAUGGCGCUGAGUUCAAGCGUCGGAGUGAACAGGGCACAGAUUAGAGGAUUCACUCAAUGAAAUCAAAUCAAACUGAUUGCCUGCGAGAACCAUGUUGAGGAGAGCGAGCAGCUCGAGCAGCGGGAAGAGCAACACUUCACGGCGGAGCAGCUCUGUAGGCUUCGAUGAGUUCGGCUUUGCUUUCAGUAAGAAAAGAGUCAGGAAACUCCAACACAGAAGUCAUGACUACAGUUAUCCUCAGCCUAAUCCAGUUAAAGUGAAGGAGCUGUGUGAAUUUCUCACUUACUGGAAUGGAUCCAGUUUCAUCUGCAGAAAUCAGAUUGAGAGGUUUAUUCGAAUUGGUAUUCCUCCGGCGAUACGUGGACGAGUUUGGAAAUGCCUCCUAAAUAUCGACAGUCUCAGAGCUGCUAGCUCUUUUGAUUAUGAGGCAUGUCAGGCUGAGAUCCGUAGACCUCUUGUGGAUCUUGGAGUCAGUGAGUACAGCAUCAUCUCCACUAUAGACUCUCUAGUGGACACAGAGAAUGAGAUCAGCAGCGGACAGUCGGAUCUCCCCAGUGCUGACCUCACACUCUUCAAACAGAUCGCCCUCGACCUACGAAGGUCAUUUCCGACCCAUCGCACUCUGAUGGGGAUCGUCCCGAGGCUAUUGAGGGCCAGGCCAAACUUUUCAGAGUUCUUACCGGAUUUGCCCGAUAUAAUCCCCAGAUUGGAUAUGUACAAGGGAUGUCCUAUAUAGCUGCUGUGCUCCUAAUGAUCCUGUCUGAAGAAGACGCUUUCUGGGCUCUGGUUGCUCUGUUAGAGAAGCCCAAGUAUCUCUCAGGGCUCUUUGAUUCCUCUAUGAAGAAGAUUCAACUUCAAGCUUUGGUUUUUCACCAGCUCCUGAAACACAGGAAACCUCUGCUCUUCCAGCACUUGGAGACUCUUGGG
Molecule: messenger RNA, 934 nt
Organism: Pimephales promelas (fathead minnow)
Lineage: Eukaryota; Metazoa; Chordata; Actinopteri; Cypriniformes; Leuciscidae
Source: RefSeq, a predicted model, not a curated record